Molecule: messenger RNA, 2006 nt
Organism: Xenopus laevis (African clawed frog)
Lineage: Eukaryota; Metazoa; Chordata; Amphibia; Anura; Pipidae
Gene: hccs.S
Product: holocytochrome c synthase S homeolog
Cellular component (GO): mitochondrion; mitochondrial inner membrane
Molecular function (GO): holocytochrome-c synthase activity
Source: RefSeq, marked provisional
AGGGCUCCGAGGCUAAAAUGGGAGCUUCAGCAUCAGCCUCAUCAAGUUCUACUCCACAGCCACAGUUAUCUAAUGAAUUUAUAAAGACAAGGCCAACAGAAUCUCCUCCCCCAGGAUGUCCAAUGCAUCAGAAAAAGAUGGAAGACAUGGGGACUUCACCUUUAACCCCAUCAAGUGCUCCUCCACAGUCAUCUACUGACUCCACAAAGACCCACCCAGCAGAAAGUCCAAUGCAUCAGAAAAAGAUGGAAGGCUGCCCAAUGCACAAAGAAUCUAAGCAAAAUACUGAAAACUGUUCUGGCCCUGUACAUCAAGAAGAGGCCUAUGCAUAUGUUCAGUGUCCAAUGAGAUCAGGAGCAAAGGAUGACAUUGAUCCCAGCAAUAUGAUGCCACCUCCAAAUCAGACUCCAGCUCCUGGCCAGCCAUUCAAUUUGUCUCUGGAAAGAGAAGAAUCCACCAUUCCACGAUCCAACACUGAAAAAAACUGGAUAUACCCAUCUGAACAGAUGUUUUGGAAUGCUAUGCUAAGGAAGGGAUGGAGGUGGAAAGAGGAUGAUCUUAAACCUGAUGAUAUGGCAAACAUUAUCAAAAUUCACAACAAGAACAAUGAGCAGGCCUGGUCAGAAAUUCAGAAGUGGGAAGCCCUCCACGCCAAAGAAUGCCCUUGUGGCCCUUCAUUGAUUCGGUUUGGUGGAAAAGCAAAGGAGUAUUCUCCAAGAGCACGGAUGCGCUCAUGGAUGGGGUAUGAGCUUCCAUUUGAUCGUCAUGAUUGGAUUGUUGACCGCUGUGGAAGAAAAGUUCGAUAUGUUAUUGACUAUUAUGAUGGAGGCGUAGUUGAUAAGAACUAUCAAUUCACUAUUUUAGAUGUCCGUCCUGCAUUUGACAGUAUGAGUGCCAUCUGGGACAGAAUGAAAGUGGCUUGGUGGCGUUGGACAUCAUAGCCUUUCAUCUGAAAGCCUGUUAUAAAGUUUGAAGCUGCUUUAUAUCUAUACAAGAUCAGACAACUGCAAAAAAAAGUGGACUUAUAUAAGUGCAAUUUGAAAAUAAUUUACUCUGUAUUUAAGUGUAUAUAUAUAUAUAUAUGUAUAUACACAAAAGUCAUGAAUAUCUUGUAAAUUAUAUCCUUAUAAACGGUGAGUUCUGAUGUCAUUUCUGUCACAUGACUCACCGAAACUUGUGUAUUAUAAUAAAUAAAGUACCCCCAGUUGCAAAAUAUGAGGAUAUUAGAAGUUACCUCGGAGUUCCAUGACCUGUAUAAAAACACUCGGCCUUUGGUCUCGUGUUUUUAUAUGGUCAUGAAACGCCUUGGUAACUUACAAUAUCCUUAUAUGUAUUUUACAAGAGGGGGUACUUUAUUCACUAUAUAAUAUCACUUAAAUACAGAGUUAAUUAUUAUAUAUUAGAGAUAUAGUUUGUUACUAUAUGAAGUGUGGAAGAGGAACUCCAGUCUGUCCGUAUGUUUAUGAUGCAAAAUAUGCUAACUCAACAUCAGCUGUGAUAUAUAUGAUUUUACCUAAAGAUUGUUGUUGCUCUUGGGUGAGAUUAAUGACUUGAUGCUGUUAUUGCUCUUGCACACGAGUGUCUCUUGCUCCAUUCCCUGCGGUCAAUUUUAAUGCGUUUCACCGCAGGGAAGUGCAACAAGAAACACAUUCUAUUCUUUUCAGUGAGCCAGUGCUCACACAGGUGCUCAUAAACGACGAACAUAGGUGGAACGCUCAUAUGUAAGAGCCUUUAGAGAGAACCUCAGUUGUUACUUGGGUGUGCUAUCAUGCUGCUUAGAGAUGUAUAAGUAUUUCAAUGCAGGUAACAGAAAAGUGCAAUCACUCAUUACACAUGAUUUGCACCCUACGUCCUUUUGAAAUGCUGGAAGUUUAGUUCUGCGCCAUCUUUAAUGCCAAUGGUUGCAGGGUUUAGUUCUUGGAGCAUAACAACAACAAAAGGGGGAGUUUUACCGAGUGCAUAAACAAAAAAUAAAGCUUUUGGGCUGGUUCAGCCUUUUCUGUCAA